Molecule: messenger RNA, 2487 nt
Organism: Penicillium canescens
Lineage: Eukaryota; Fungi; Ascomycota; Eurotiomycetes; Eurotiales; Aspergillaceae
Exons: 4
Coding region: 1-2487 (828 amino acids)
Biological process (GO): actin cytoskeleton organization
Molecular function (GO): actin binding; small GTPase binding
Source: RefSeq, a predicted model, not a curated record
AUGGCUGCCAGUGCCUCCGGUCCCCAGAUCUUCGAUGAUGCGAACCGAUCACCCGGCAAGACGUCCAUGUUCCGGGCCAUAAUGUCGCCGAAAUCACAUAAACGAAACCAAUCGGCUGAUGAUGCCGUUGCCCCACGGCCUCUGCAGCGAAGCAAGCCAUCCGAGAACAACACUUAUCCAUUUGGCGAGGAGUCGGGCCCCCUCGGCGGCUAUCAUCCGUUGAGUGAGAUCGUUCCAAACCGGGAUGCGGGGGAGAACGGAGUACCUGCUCCAAAGAUGAACAAAGGGCCAAAAGGCCCCAUGCAUAAAAAGACCAAGAGUGCCGUCUCCUUGAAGUCAUUGAGAAGCUACAUGGAGCGGAAAGAUGGGAAGCCGGAGGAGCCAACGGAGGAAGGAGAGGGUUUGUCUCCCAAGAAGGCUAAAUCGUCUACCAGUCUCUCAGCCAUCCUCAAACGAUCCCAGCGUGGGCGAAAGGGCGAUGGAUCUAAGCAGACUCGCGACAAAGAAAACCGCAGCCCAACCGACCUGAUCGAUAAUAUGCCAUCCCCAGUGUGGUCUCAGGACUCAGCAUCCGUCCAUAGAGAGCCCGUCGCCCAGCAACGGAACUUUUAUGACUACCAUCAACCAUCUAUCGCGAAAGGGAGUGAUGCGAAGCCUCGCCCGAAGUCAGACAUCCUGUCUGGCAAUCGGAGAGUGAAGGACCUCUUUGGUCUGCAGCGAGCAUCGUCGAGGGAGAGCGAGUCUGCUGGCCAAUAUGAUAAUGUUUCCACCAAGAGCCGAGGGCCCCCAAGCCCUCGGAAAACAGCUCCUCCUACGGUGAAAGAGGAGCCCAAGCGGUUAUCUCGUGUGCAGGCCGCCAUCUCCGCGUUCAACGCAAAGGAGCGGGAUGCUGAUGUGCACCAGCACCUGAACUCGAAGGACCUCGAGAGCGAAUUCGAAAAGUUGCUGGAUGCAAGGAACAUUCCCCAUAAUAUGCGAGAUAAGAUGCGUUCACUCGACACCAAUAUCAAGGCAGACUUUAUUCAGAAAGACCGAACGGAGAACACUCCUCUUAGCGCAGGGACCGGCGACAGCCGCCGAGGCCGUGGAAAGGAGUCGCUGGAUGGCCAAUCUCAGGAUCGGAAGGGCUCCCGCUCACGGUCUAGAAGCCGUGGCUUCACACUGAGCAAAGGCCCAUCCUCGCCCGGUAAAAAACUACGGCGGGAUAGUGAAGCCUCGAACCGUCGCCCGAAAUCGGUCGAUCUGUCCCAGCCUGUUGGUGUCUACACGACACUCUCAGCUGCGGGUUCUACUGCGUCACUUUCUGAGGCCGCAGCUGUUGAUACUGCGGCAGAUCCCUCUGACUUUGUGCACUACCUACGAGAGAUCCAGAAGCCCGAGAUGGUUGAAGUUGGAAAGGUGCAUAAAUUGCGCCUUCUUCUUCGCAACGAAACCGUCAACUGGGUUAAUGGAUUCAUCAUCGAGGGAGGCAUGGACGAGAUUGUGCAGCUUCUCUAUCGCAUUAUGAACAUGACCUGGAGAGAGGACCACGAGGACACACUCUUGCACGAGGCAUUGCUUUGUCUGAAGGCUCUUUGCACGACAUCUGUCGCGUUGGCCCACCUCUCUUCUAUUGAGGAUGAGCUGUUCCCCGCCUUGCUCAAGAUGCUCUUUGACGAAGAGAAGAAGGGCCCUAGCGAGUUCACCACCAGAGGCAUCAUUGCCAAUCUACUGUUCACGCAGCUUUCUACCGCCCCUGCUGGUGAUAUGGCAGUAAAGCGCACCAGGCAGAUCCUCGGCUAUUUGCAGGACCCAGCGCCACCAGAAGACAACCAACCACUGUCCUUCAUCGCUAAUAUCUACCAGUCACGGCCAUACCGUGUGUGGUGUAAGGAGGUCACCAACGUUACUAAGGAGGUGUUUUGGAUCUUCCUUCAUCAUCUCAAUGUCAUUCCCCUCCCCAAGACGGAGGACUUGUUCGGUGAAAGGCCACCAGAAGACAUUCGUCCUUAUGUUGAACGUCACUUCCCACCCCCUCGUCCCCCCGUCCCAGCUGCACCAUAUGUUGGCGGCGUCGAGUGGGAUGCGACAAACUAUCUUGCCGCGCACCUCGAUCUUGUGAACGGCCUGAUUGCCUCUCUUCCUACCUCAGACGAGCGUAACAAACUCCGCGCUGAGCUCCGUUCCUCCGGCUUCGAGAAAGUCAUGGGCGGCAGCCUGCGUACCUGCAAGGAGAAGUUCUAUUCCUCCGUGCAUGACUGUCUGCGCACCUGGGUUGCCGCUGCCGCAGAUGAUGGCUGGCCAUACACCUUCGUGCGCGAAGGCCCGCCUCGGACAGGCGAGCCUGGCUCCCCAACCAAAUCCCCUAAGAAGUCGGCGCCUGGCAGCCCAAAGAAGGGCCUAGUCGAUGAGCGUCCACCUAAGCUCGAGCUUGCGCUCGACUUCUCCAACAACUGUCCAGCUCCAGGCCCGACCACCCCGUCGAGCGACAUGCGCAGCUGGCUCUAA